UUAUACUAGAGGUAAAUUUCUACCAGUGUCACAAAUUGUUGCUGAAAAUGAAUUGAAGAUAAUGGAAAUUGAAGUUAGUUCCUUAUAGUAUGAUCUUUAAAUACAAUCUGUUUUUGUGUUCAGAUGGUACUUAACAAAAACUGAGUACAGAGUGUGCAUGUACCAUGAUAAUGUAGAGCUCAUCAACCAUUUGUCAGCAUUAAAUUUCACAUUUUCCUUAUCUUAAUCCUCUUAAAUGCAAGGCAGAAAAGAAUGGGUCUUAUCUGAAGGACAAAUCUGCUGUUGCCCUAUCAGCAGGCACUAUUUCUGCAACUGGGCAGUAGCUGCUCAGCUGUUGUGUAGAGCAGUCAGUUCUGUUGCCAGCACACAGCGAUCCACUCCUUCCCACCAUGGAGUGCACAAUACCACCCCCAGACAGGCUCCGCAAACCACUGAUUAUCCCAUACAAGUAUAUGAUGAGUGCUGGCCCUGCAAACUGCACUCCACGUGUUCUUCAUGCUCUCUCUCAGGCUACAAUUGGUCCUCUUCAUAAGGAAGCAUAUGAGGUGCUGGAUGAUAUAAAGGCUGGUUUGCAGUAUGUCUUCCAGACAAAAAAUGAGAUGACUUUUGCAAUGUGUGGGUCAGGUACUCUGGGAAUGGAGGCAGCUUUAUUAAAUUUGUAUGAACCAGGAGAUACAGUUCUUGUUGCCUGUAAUGGUAUAUGGAGUGAAAGGGCAGCACAAGCUUCUGAAAGACAUGGGGCAACUGUACAUGUAAUAGAAACAACUCAUGGGAAGACAUUCACUUUGAAUGAGAUUGAGGAAGCAUUACAAAAGUAUAAACCACAGAUAUUUUUCAUAGUACAGGCAGAGAGCUCAAUUGGAGUUCUUCAGGAUGUGCAGCAUAUUGGACCACUGUGUCAUAAAUACAACUGCCUUUUGAUUGUGGAUGCAGUAGUAGGAUUAGGUGGAGUUCCAAUAUUUGUUGACAAAUGGGACAUUGAUGUUGCUUUUGCUGGGUCGCAGAAAGCACUUGGAGCACCAACUGGUACUGCACCAAUUACGUUUGGUCCUCGUGCAGUAAAGAAGAUGAUGAAUCGUAAGACCAAAGUCCAGUGUUUCUAUAUGGAUGCUUUGGAGCAUGCUAGGAACUGGAAGAGCUUGGGGCCUGAAGUUCCCAGGGGGUAUCACUAUACUUUGGCUAUGAAUCUUCUUUUUGGAUUACGUGAAGCUCUAGCUGAAAUUGUAGAGGAAGGGUUAGAAAACAGAUGGAAGAGGCAUCAUGAAAAUGCUGAGAGAGUCCGUGCUGGUGUUCGUAAGCUUGGUCUGGAAUUUUUUCCUUGUGAGGGAGAAACGCUCCUAGACAGUGUGACAACUGUCCGUGCAAAGCCAGGAAUUGACUGGAGGAAAGUAAGACACUAUGCAAUGGAUGUUUAUAAAAUGGAUCUGCCUGGAGGAGCUGGCAAAACUGCAAGACAGCUACACAGAAUUGGUCAUAUGGGAAGCAAUGCAAACUCAUACACUGCUGAUUUCACUCUGGAAGUCCUGAAGGAUGCAAUAGAACAUUGCAAAAUAAAUGAAUGAUUUCAGCAACGAAAGCCUUCUUGGGGGCAAGAGCCUUUUCACAUGCCAGUUUCAAAUGAUAUCAGUGCAACAGCAUGCCUUUUUGCCCAUACUUUGCAUCCAUCUUCCUGACAGUAAAAUAAAGCAAAUACAAACCCACAGUUCCAACAGCAGCUGAUGAAUGCCAAAAUUGAAGAGAGAUCUGUCUAGCACGUUUAAUGUUUACAUUUGGAAAGCACUUACUUAACUUUUCCCUUGCUAUUUACAUCAAAGACAUCAAAGAAUGUGUAAAAAAGCUGUGUGCCACCAAAGGAAAAACUUAACCAGAACACUAAAAUUAUUUGUUUCCCAUCAUAAUGUUGUGGAACAAUUUUCAAUCUUUGAGAUUAUUCCUCAUUUACUCUGGCAUGAUGUUAAAAUAGAUUUUAAAAGUAAUGCUGUAGUACAAAAUAAAAAAUCAAAUAAAUCAUUUUACAAAAAAUA
Messenger RNA from Schistocerca gregaria, 2024 nucleotides. Its product is annotated as alanine--glyoxylate aminotransferase-like. Gene Ontology annotation, molecular function: L-serine:pyruvate transaminase activity; L-alanine:glyoxylate transaminase activity. Gene Ontology annotation, cellular component: peroxisome. The transcript is spliced from 7 exons. The record is from RefSeq and is a predicted model, not a curated record. The coding region runs from base 390 to 1562 and encodes 390 amino acids. NCBI's taxonomy places the organism in Eukaryota, Metazoa, Arthropoda, Insecta, Orthoptera, Acrididae.